ACAGAUUAACAGUUAGAAUAAACUUGAAAAAAAAAAAAAAAACAAAUAAAAACUCCGCAUGCAUCUACUGAAAGCGACGCAAUGCAUGGAUCAUAAGUUGUGGAAUCGACGAUCGAUUAAAUAUGAAUUCGUCGGAAUCGGCGAAGCUGCUGGCGGUGGCCGGCGGCGACACCGUAAAACUUGUGGACAUUUCACCCAAGGUUGAAGAUGACUGCGUCCUCGCCUAUUCUCCAUCGCCGGGCUCUAGCGUCAAUUCCGUCAAGUGGAACCACAACAAUAUGGUGUUGGCGAGUGCAGGGGAUGAUGGUAAAGUAUCAUUUUGGAGGAGGAAUGGGACGCGAUUGUUGGCGCUGCCUUGCAAAAAUGAUGGUGGCGGAACCGUUGAGUCGAUAUCAACUAUCAACUUUUGCAACAAAGGGUCUCGAUAUCUAUGCUCUGGUGGAACUGGUCAAGUUGUAAGGAUAUGGGAUUUGCAGAGCAAGCGUUGUAUCAAAUGGUUGAAAGGGCACACUGAUACUAUAACAGGUGUAAUGUGCAACUGCAAAGAUGAGCACGUAGCUUCUGUUAGCCGUAAAGGAGAACUUAUUGUUCACAGCCUUGUUUCCGGGGCUAAGGCUGCUGAACUCAAGGACCCUCAGGGACAGGUCUUGGUGGCGCUUGAUUAUUCUCGGGUUAGCAGGCACCUUUUAGUCACGGGUGGUGAUGACGGGUCCGUACACCUGUGGGAUACUACUGGCCACAAUCCAAAGGUUUCUUGGUCGAAGCAGCACUCUGCACCGGUCACGGGGGUUGCAUUUUCGCCUACCAACGACAAGAUUAUUGCUAGCGUUGGUCUAGAUAUGAAGUUAUACACUUUUGACACAGGGUCAAGGAAGCCAUCUUCUUGCAUACAUCAUGAGGCUCCUUUCUCUACAUUAGCAUACUCUGAUGAUGGACUGAACUUAGCAGCUGCUACAACCACUGGUCAGGUUGUACUCUACGAUGUUCGUAGCAAGCCUCAACCAGUAACUGCUCUACGCGUGUAUGGAGAUUCUGAGGCCAUCACAAAUCUUUGCUGGCAGAGGUCGAAACCUGUGACAUUCAACAAAAGCAGUUUAACAGAUGAGACUGUUCUUCUAGCUGGUGAUGUAGGGGACUCGAUCAUCAUGCCCGAUCCACUUCCAUCCAGGUCAUCUGCAUCGGGAUUCAUGACUUCUGAGGAACAACCCCGUGUGGGCAGCUCGUUAAUAAAUCCAACCCUUGCAAGAUUGAAUGCACCUCAUAAUAAUGUUAUGGAUGAUAUGGAGGUGUUUUCUCCCAUUGUUGAAGUUCAACCACUUACGCCCUCUUUUGAUAAAUUAUGGGAUGAUCAUGAUGGUCCGGAGAAAGAUAAAGAUGGAAACCCGGGAUUUCUUUUACCUUCUCGGAGGUUUGGCCUUUCAGAGGAAGCAGCCGGUGACGAGAAUCCAAUUUUCAACAUGAGACCUAGCUCAUCAUCCAAACAGGUUGACAACAACACCCCUUCUACCUUCUCACGAUCAACACCCAACCUUGCACCCGCACGAACUUCCUCUGGUACCCCACGCAAAGGCUGGGGAGGCGAGAAAGCACUAGAAAAAUUCAUUCACAAACGCCAAUCCACCAAAAUGCCCUCUCGCUUUGCAAAGUCUACACCUCCCAGCUCAUCAAUGGGGCUAAUGCCGCAUGCAACUAAUCUUCACGGCAGAGAAACCUCCCACCAAGAAGCUUCCUUGUCACCAUCAGAAGCCGCUUUGUCUGCUGUACGUACGAAAACCAUCAUCGGGCAAGACAGCAUCGAUGCAGUUGAUCCUGCAGCUGCAUCUCCUCGAAGAUACUCCAGCUAUGCAGAGAGAAUAUUAGGUGCUGCAGCAUCUCUUCCAGUGGGCUCGCCUAAAUCCAAGAAAACAGGAUCAGAGACUAGGGAAGAGAUUCUCAAUAACCUGCUGUCAAACUCUCAACCGGCAACACCAACCACUUCAAAUGGGGGAGAUAAUCAGUUGCAGAAAAUUUCCUUGCAAUCUGAUUCAGAGAAGUCUUUUGUAGCUGAAGAAACUCUAGCUUCGUUUCGAGAAUCUAUUCAUGGAGACAUGCAAAAUCUUCACUUAGAAAUACUAAGGCAAUUCCACAUGCAAGAGAUGGGAAUGUCUAGUGUUAUGAGAUUAAUCCUCGACAAUCAGGCUGAGAUAAUGCAAGAAAUCCAGUCACUUCGAGAGGAAAUACAACAUUUCCAUCACUUGCUGUGAAUUGGUGUUUUUUAGUUGGAAAUAUUUGUUCAUUCUUCUAUUAUUUUGAUGUUAUUGUAAUCGUACGUAUUCCAUAAUGUAUAAAUGUUUUGAUCUCUUGGCAAUGUCAUUUGGUCAUGUUUUGUGGUAGUGUAUGGGUGUUUUG
Molecule: messenger RNA, 2388 nt
Organism: Salvia miltiorrhiza (redroot sage)
Lineage: Eukaryota; Viridiplantae; Streptophyta; Magnoliopsida; Lamiales; Lamiaceae
Product: protein NEDD1-like
Exons: 10
Coding region: 123-2243 (706 amino acids)
Biological process (GO): positive regulation of cytokinesis; regulation of mitotic spindle organization; regulation of microtubule nucleation
Cellular component (GO): kinetochore microtubule
Molecular function (GO): protein binding; gamma-tubulin complex binding
Source: RefSeq, a predicted model, not a curated record